CUGGCAUCGUGUUAGACCAAAAAGUCUAUUGAGUUCGUAAAUAUUUGAAGAUAACAUAUAUUAGAAAGGAAGAAAACUGCAACAUAACUGAAAGAUGUGGACACGUAUUACUUCAGACAUUUCCGAAGGGUUGACACUUUUUACUUCAAUCAUCAGUAUUGUUUUGGCAAUUGUGAAUGUUUUAAUCGAUUACGAGGAUGUUUGGAAUAUAGACAUUGAUAUAGUGGGUAUAUAUCCUAAACUUGCGUUUGAUGUUGUUUCGGCUGUCAUCUCUAUGAUUGUGAUCCCAGUUUUAUACAAGUGUAAGACGAAAGAUCCAAAAGAUGAAAAAAAGCGUUUGCUCUUUCUUAUCUUGACACCUAUAUUCUUCUUGGGUAUCAAUGGUGUCGUCGAUGGUUGGGUUGGAAUGUUUACGACCAGUAGCAAUUGUUAUUGGGGACGUAAAGUGAUCUUUGAUAUUAUUUCGGCCAUAUUAUCCCCAGUAGGCUUACUUUUAAGUGCAUAUUAUAGCAGCUUCAAACAGCGACAUGGUGAGGGUUAUAAACCGGUGCCUCAAUUUUCAGGCGAUUAAUUAAAAUUAGUUCCACUGGUUAAUUACUACUACAGCUAAUUUUAAUCAGAUUGAUUAUCUACACAACGUAGGCCUAUACGUGAUUCUGUUUCUUUGAAAACUAUUUUUGUGAUUUAAUCUUAACAUUAACAUAAAAGGCACAUACACUAUUUAUUAAGCACUAUACACAUAUUUGUGACCAGUACAUAUUAAAGGAAAGAAUGAAAUGUUUUAUUUAACGCGUUAUAUGGUAAGGACCACGGAGAUAAUUAGAAAGGAAACCCACUCCGGCCACUCCAUUGUUACUUAUUACAUAACAGGCCCGUAGGAAUUAUAUCUGGAGUGGGGGUGAACACAGUCUCUAGUGAGGUGGCCAAAGUCUCUAGAGGGGAUGGGGCACAAGCCACUAUUUUAAUCUAUAUUUAUAUAGAGUAGAACAAAAAAACGUGCGUUGUCGUCCUCAAGUUGGGGUGUUCAUAAAGGUGACGUCACAAACUGAAUUUGAAUGGCAUCUCCGUAUUGAUUGAUUAAUUGACUGACAAAGAAUGGGCUAUUAUUUUGUUGGAUCUGUGACGAACAUUUUUAAAGUAUUAAUCCUUUCUGCACCGUUCUGGCAAAUGAGAAGAAAUCACGCUGCAACACAUUAGAAAAUCGAUUUCCUCGUGUGGGGGGAACAACUUUUGAGGGCAGUCUACGAGGAAGAUACAUUGACCACCCUUUCAAGUAAACAAAAGUGGAUACAAUUUCAUUUGGCUUUUGGCGUCAGAUUUUUCACUUACAAUUUUAAAUCUGUUACUUACUAUUUUAACAAUAUUUGACCUAUGGGCCUACAAUUUUCACUGAAUGUGGCAAAUAUCCAUAUCGUAAUGGGUGUGAAAUAUACAAAUUGCCGUCCCCAUAAUGUUUAGACAAUUCCAUAUUCAGUAGGGUUAUCUUAUUUAUGGGGUCAUCCGUUAUAAUAGUACAGUUUUAUAACCGUUUAGCUUUAGAUUAUCAUUAUUUUUAAGUUACCAAAACAUUGUUCAGUUAAUUUUACUGAUAAAAGUUGUCAACAUUUUAUUGCCGCCAAAGAAUUUAAUAUAUGUACAGACAAAAACAAAAUUCUGUAUACAUACAUAAUUAAUGCUGGGGUUUUUUCUUUCUGAAAUUUACUUUGUUGUAAAUACGAUAACUUUAAUUGGUUUGAUAAUUUAUUUUUGUAUAGUUUUAGUCUUUUAUAUCUCAAAAACGUGGCUUGUAUACUUUUGUAUAUUGGUGUAUUAUUUUUAUUGUUGUAAUUUGUCUUAAUUUGUACAAAAUGUUAAAUGUAAAUUUAUAAAAUGUGUCUGUCAGUCAGUCUGUCUGUACGAUGGAGUAUGUGUGUGUGUGUGUGUGUGUGUG
This is a messenger RNA of Gigantopelta aegis, 1930 nucleotides long. RefSeq lists its product as uncharacterized. The transcript has 5 exons. The record is from RefSeq and is a predicted model, not a curated record. NCBI's taxonomy places the organism in Eukaryota, Metazoa, Mollusca, Gastropoda, Neomphalida, Peltospiridae. Bases 95 to 571 code for a protein of 158 amino acids.